AUGGGCACGCUCUACUGGACGAACCCUCUCUUCUUCCGGACGUGCUUCGCCGCAUUCAAGAACAGCCCGCACCUGUUUGUCAUGUCUGUGGGCAAGGGCAACCUUGACAACUUCAUUGUGAAGGAGUACGUGCCGCAGCCGCAGAUUCUAGACAGGGCCAGCGUGUUCAUCUCACACGGCGGCAUGGGCGGCAUCAGCGAGGCCAUGGUGUCCAACGUUCCCAUGGUGCUCCUCCCGAAGACCAUCGAACAGCAGAUGAACAUGCGCCGUAUAGAGGAACUCGGCGCGGGCAUGAAUCUCGGCUGCCCGGCUGUCGACCGGUUGCUCGACCCGAAGGUGUCCGCGGCCUACGUCGAGGCCACGCAAUCGUGCGAAGAAACUGGAGGGGCCAAGCUGGCUGGCACGCAACACUGCGCUCACGCACCAUCACCAAAGAGGACGAGAUCGUCCACCGCGGCAGCCACCAAUGCAGCGAGUGGCUGCGAAAGAGACGCGAGAGUCCAAUCGCCCGACGCUGUGCCAUAA
Molecule: messenger RNA, 525 nt
Organism: Acanthamoeba castellanii str. Neff
Lineage: Eukaryota; Discosea; Longamoebia; Acanthamoebidae
Product: glycosyl transferase, putative
Exons: 6
Coding region: 1-525 (174 amino acids)
Molecular function (GO): UDP-glycosyltransferase activity
Source: RefSeq, a predicted model, not a curated record